AGGAGUAGGAAGAUGGCGGAGCCGGGGCCAACGCGGACCUCUCCCUUGUACCCGCGGGUGUCAGCUGUGGAUGGAUUCUUGAAAACUGAUGAAAGGCAAAGGCUGGCUAGAGAAAGAAGAGAAGAAAGAGAAAAAUAUCUUGCUGCCAGAGAGCAGCAAAUUUUGGAAAAAGAAAGGAGAGCAAAACUUCAGUAUGAAAAGCAAAUAGAAGAACGAUGGAGGAAGCUGGAGGAGCAAAGACAGAGGGAGGAGCAAAAGAGAGCAGCUGUUGAAGAAAAGAGAAGACAGAAACUCCGAGAAGAAGAGGAACGAUUAGAGGCUAUGAUGCGGAGGUCCAUGGAGCGAAGUCAGCAGCUAGAACAGAAACAGAAGAGAUGGUCAUGGGGAGGAGCACUGGCUGCAGGCUCAGGAGAGAGAGAUGGUGAAUCAGAAAAUACCCCACCCCCUCUAGGUUUAGCUGCCAACACCCUUCUUCCAGACCCUGUGGCCUCAACUGCUGCUGUUGAUCCCUCCAAUGCAUGUGACAAACUUUCAGCUUCUACAAUGAACCUGCCAAAGCAAAUGGAGUCGCCUAUCAAUAAGCGCCUCUCCUCCUCCACAGCAACAAUAACAUAUUCCCCUGACAGAGGCAAAGCUCAUCGCAUGCACCUUAGUCCAAUGGAAAACUUUAUUAUUUCUCGACUAUUGACUCCCACACAAGCUUCUUUAGCCAGAAGCAGAAGUACAUUAAUGCUUUCUGAGCAAUACAAUGAUUCAGUAUUCCAUAUCUGUCCUCGUGUAGCACCAGCUAGUCCUCUUAAAUCUCCAUACAAGCCUUCUCCCACUCGGACUGUGGAGAAAAAGAAGGCAGCUGCUGCUUCUGCAUCAGAUUCAAUGAAGGGAGCAACUGCAGCUGAAAUCUCACAGAAUGAGAAGAAAAAGAAAGAGAGAAAGUCCACAACUCCAGGCACAUCAUCUGGUUUGGCAUCUCCUCUUAGAAGAUCUGAUUCUCCAGCAGCCAUGUCUAAACGAUCAGCUUCACCUGCAACUCCUAAGACAACCACAAAGACUUACCCUCAGUCUCCCAAAACUGCUAAACAGUAUCCAGCUUCUCCUGUGAAACAGCAUGCCUUGGGAGAAACACCUAAAAAAAGAGCAGAAAAACAUAAGGACAAUCAGAGGGAAAAUACUAGCCAGAAAACCCAAACACCGCCUGCUACAGAUGCUAUAAGCCAAGUUAUUGCUGAAAAAUCUGUGCCUUCUGCAGGAAAGUCGGAAAACAAUGAAGGGAAACUUGCAGCGGGGACAACUGAUGCUGAAGAAGCUACACGAAUUCUAGCAGAGAAGAGACGUCAGGCUCGUCUCCAGAAAGAACAAGAGGAAAAAGAAAGACAGGAGAGAGAGGAGCGUGAAAGGCUUGAGAGAGAAGAGCUGAAAAGAAAGGCUGAAGAAGAGAGGGCUCGACUGGAGGAAGAGAAACAAAAAAAAGAGGAAGAAAGAAGGCGUGAAGAGGAAGAGGCAAGGAGAAAAGCAGAAGAGGAAGCUAGAAUAAGAGCUGAAGAAGAAUGCCUACUAAGGGAAAGGAAAGAAAAGGAAUUGCAAAUGAUGCUUGAGGCACAGAAAGAAGCAGCAGAAGCAAAGGCCAGGGAAGCGGCUGAACAUCUGCGUCUGGAAAGAGAACAAAUAAUGCAACAGAUAGAGCAAGAAAGGCAGGAGCGGAAGAAGAGAAUAGAUGAAAUAAUGAAAAGAACACGAAAAAGUGAAACACCAGAAAUCAAGAAGGAAGACACAAAACCAGAAGUGCCAUCAACUCUAAAUGUGGAUAGACAGCCAAAGCCACUUGCUAUCAGUCAGACAGAGACAAAUGGACUCAUAAACUGCAAAGAAGAUAAAGGCCUAAAAUGUUCUGUGCCUGAUUCUUUUCCUCAUGAUGUAUUUUCUAAUGGAUUUAAGCCACUUAUGGGCCUUAUUCAACUAGAUGGGAAAUCUAACAGUAUGGAUGAUUCAACAGAUGAAGUUCAAUCUAUGGAUGUGAGUCCUGCUUCAAAAGAAGAGCUCAUAUCUAUCCCUGAAUUUUCACCAUUGAAUGAAAUGAUGCCUGGUGUUUCUUUGGACCAGAAUGGAUCAAACAAUGGGAAGGCUCUUCAAGAACUACUAGAUUUUACUGGCCAGGCUACUUACCCAAAAUUAUCAAGUGAAAGUAUUACCAUAGAUGACUGUAAUAAAAAUUUGAUUGAUGGAUUUAAUAGUCCAGGACAGGAGACAAGUCUCAACACCUUGUGCUGAUAAAAUACUACACUACUACUUGGGAAUAAGACCAUGUUGGAGAAUUCAGAACACUUUCAAUGCUGCUGUCCGUAAAACAAAAGCUUGUCAUUUAAGAAGCUGCUCUAGUCUGCAACACUGGAUAUCAUGUUACUCUGCACUGAAUUUGCUGUCUUCCCAUGUACAUUAUUGAGUAAUUAAUUGUUUUGGUAAAGAGUGGAAUCUUCACUUUGAGUGGUUUCAAGAAAGAUUGCUGAGAGUUCUUUGUUUAGAAUUUGAGCUGCUAAAAUGGAUAGUAAAUAUAUAUUUCAGUGGGCUCCUGAAUGAAUCCACUCAUUUAUUUUAAUACUAUUAUUUUAAUUUUGUUAUUGAACUGUCAAGCUUGGUUUGUAAAUGUACAUUAGACUGAAGUUCCUGCGCUUGCCAUGUGCCUACUUUUUCAGUUGGGUUUUUUUUUCUUGAGAAAAGACCAUUUUAUAUACCAUUCAUGACAGGUUUUCAUUGUAUAUCUCAAGCUGAGAAGACUUGAACAAUAUAUGCAACUGCUGGAUCCAAAAGGCUUUCUUGCAGACACUGGAGCAUUAGGGAAAUCCUUCCAUAAAAUAUGGCACAUAACCAUUUUUAUUUGUAUUAUUUGCAUUUGUCAAUAACUUAGUUGGCACUGAACCGAAUAGUACUACUAAUAGAGUGUUAAAAUAAAUUAGUAGGGUCUUAUUACAUGAGUCUUUAAAGUAUAUUUAAUUUUAACUGUGUAAAGAAAGAUCAGUACCUUUAAUUACAUGUAUUGUAUAAGCAAUUGUAUCAUUGGGGCAAAGCUGAUAUAUUAAUGUUCACAAUAUAGCAUCUGUUACCAAUAUUGGAUGGUCUUUAUUUAUGGGAUUCACUAAUAUCCCACAACAUCGUAUAAUCCACUGCAAACAGUAUAUAAGAUGGGCAACAAGAUACUAUAAGGAAUAACUAAGAGCAAAGAAAGUUGUACUUGUGCAAGAAAAUAGCCUAAUUAGCCUUAUUCUACAAACGUGUAUGAUGAACACUUACUGAGAAAACAGAGGCAUUCUCUAAGUUGUACAGAAGACAUCAUCUAGCACAUUGAAACAAGAUCAACUGAUUUCAGUGGAAAAGUUAAGCACUGACUUUGAAUUCUCUUUUUUGAAAUGAGCGGAAUUUAAAAGUGCUUAACUGAACCUGGUUGUUGCAUAAAGAAUGUCCACUUCUGGCAAACAAUAACUUUUAUGCUGUGUUGCCUAGAGGAUAAUUUUGUCCCAUUCUUUACAACAAAGAAGCAAACAAAACUGGCUACUUUUAUAUGUAGGGGUGUGUUAAAAUGUUAUGUAGCUCUGUUCUUGUGAUUCUAAAAAUGGCCCCUGGUGAAUAAUCAAAGUAGUUAGUGAAACUAUGUACACAAAAAUGCUUACAAUAUUUAUGUUGAUGUAUUUCAGCAAAAAUACUUUCUUGGUGACUGUGCAGUAUGUUGUAGCAUGGUACAGUGUCUUCCAAAGUUCAUUCUGCAAUUUCCCUCCUAAACAAUAAAA
Varanus komodoensis (Komodo dragon) is the source of this 3776-nucleotide messenger RNA. It is a transcript of the gene MAP7D2, whose product is annotated as MAP7 domain containing 2. The record is from RefSeq and is a predicted model, not a curated record. The coding region runs from base 13 to 2265 and encodes 750 amino acids. NCBI's taxonomy places the organism in Eukaryota, Metazoa, Chordata, Lepidosauria, Squamata, Varanidae. Gene Ontology annotation, cellular component: microtubule cytoskeleton. Gene Ontology annotation, biological process: microtubule cytoskeleton organization. The transcript is spliced from 19 exons.